Scleropages formosus (Asian bonytongue) is the source of this 7979-nucleotide messenger RNA. It is a transcript of the gene dock3, whose product is annotated as dedicator of cytokinesis 3. Gene Ontology annotation, cellular component: plasma membrane; cytoplasm. The record is from RefSeq and is a predicted model, not a curated record. Gene Ontology annotation, biological process: small GTPase-mediated signal transduction. The transcript has 55 exons. Gene Ontology annotation, molecular function: small GTPase binding; guanyl-nucleotide exchange factor activity. NCBI's taxonomy places the organism in Eukaryota, Metazoa, Chordata, Actinopteri, Osteoglossiformes, Osteoglossidae. The coding region runs from base 724 to 6999 and encodes 2091 amino acids.
CCUGCGCUGCGCGGCGUCAUGUGACGGAGCGGCCGAAGAAGAUGGCGCAGCGGCGGACACGCUGUGUCACACGGUGAAGGAGUCCGCUUCUCCGAGCGGCGCGCACAGCGACACAGCGCUCCUCUUCUUCUCCUUUAUUUAUUUAUUUAUUUAUUUACUGUUUACUCCUCCGGAGGAGCGAGAGCGACGCGGGUCCUGCGAGUUAUCACGUCCGAGGAGAGCAGCGCGUUCCGGGGCUGCGCCGCGGCUACCGCCAGAAAAAGCGCUUCGCAGGAAUCCGCCGGAGCGCAGGGAUUAAUACGUACUGUACAAAAAGUGUGUGUUGGCUGUUCGAUCGGGAGAGGCUGACGCUGCGCCGUUGAGACGCACACACACACACACACACACACACACACACACACACACACACAGACAGAGCGACGCACGCACACACACAGACUGAGUACUAGUGAGGCGCAGACCACGGUCGUCAGUUUGGCCAGCGGAGGGAUGCUGAUGAUGCUGAAGAAGAUCCGAGGCACCACCACCACCAGCGAGUGAGAAAGACGCACUUUGGGCUCUCUUCCUCCUCCCCCCCCCCCCCAACCCACGCUCCCCUCCCUUCCCGUUCCGUGCGCUGGGAUGCGGCCGGCGCUCCGCUGCGGGUAGGAGAGCCGCUAACUUUGACUCGUUGAUGCGGGACUGAAGAGAGGGAGCGAAGCGGGAACCCGCACCGCCAGCAUCAUGUGGACCCCCACGGAGGAGGAGAAGAUCGGAGUGGUGAUCUGUAACUUCCGAGGCUCCCUGUCUCAAGGCCUGACGCUGGAGAUCGGAGAGACCGUCCAGAUCCUCGAGAAGUGUGAAGGAUGGUACAGAGGUUUCUCAACAAGGAAGCCCACAGUGAAGGGGAUCUUCCCAGCAAACUAUGUUCACUUGAAGAAGGCAGUUAUAACCAAUCGAGGGCAGUACGAGACUGUGGUACCUCUGGAAGACCCCAUCGUCACGGAGGUUACCACAACGCUGCAAGAAUGGGCUGUCCUCUGGAAACAGCUCUACGUGAAGCACAAAGUGGACCUCUUCUACAAGCUGCGUCACGUGAUGAAUGAGCUGAUCGACCUGCGGCGGCAGAUGCUCUCUGGUCACUUGACGCAGGAUCAGAUCCGUGACGUCAAAAGGCACAUCACCGUCCGGUUGGACUGGGGCAACGAGCACCUGGGCUUAGACCUUGUACCCAGGAAGGACUUUGAGAUGGUGGACCCUGAUCAAAUCAGUGUUUCUGACCUCUACAAAAUGCAUUUGUCCAGCCGGCACAGUGUUCAGCAAAGCACAUCCCAGGGUGACAGUAUUCGCCAGCGUCAUGGCGAGGCCUGCCGUGUCCCGGUUCCGCACCACCUGUUUGUCAGCCUCAAGAGUUUUACUUACAACUCCAUCGGCGAGGAUACAGACAUCUUCUUCUCCCUGUAUGAUAUGCGCGAGGGUAAACAGAUCAGCGAGAAGUUCAUGGUCAGACUAAACAAGAAUGGAGGCCCUAGGAAUCCGGAAAAGGUUGACCGUCUCUGCGCCCUUUUCACGGAUUUGAGCAACAAGGACAUGAAGAGGGAUCUGUAUAUUGUUUCACAUGUCAUCAGAACCGGUCGGAUGCUCCUGAACGAUUCGAAGAAGGGCCCUCCUCAUGUCCAGUACAGGCGCCCGUAUGGCUGUGCGGUGCUCGCCAUGAGCGACGUGCUUCAGACGAUAUCUGAACUCAAGGAGGAGAAAGACUUUGUGCUGAAAGUCUAUACCUGUAACAAUGAAAAUGAAUGGUAUCAGAUCCAUGAGAACAUCAUCCGCAAAUCCAGCACCAAGUACACGGCUCCAAGUACCAACUAUGGACUAAUCAUCUCCCUCCAGCUGCUGCGAGGGGACAUGGAACAGAUCCGCAGGGAGAACCCGAUGAUAUUCAAUCGCGGAGUUGCAAUUACCCGCAAGCUGGGCUUCCCUGACGUCAUCAUGCCAGGUGACAUUCGCAAUGACCUGUACCUGACCCUGGAGCGAGGGGACUUUGAGAGGGGCGGAAAGAGCGUCCAGAAAAACAUCGAGGUCACCGUCUAUGUGCUGUAUGCCGAUGGAGAGGUACUGAAAGACUGCAUCAGCCUUGGCUCUGGGGAGGCCUGCAUCAGUGAGUACCGCUCCUUUGUGCUGUACCACAACAACGGCCCCCGCUGGAGCGAGGUGGUCAAGUUGCCCAUCCCCAUCGACCGCUUCCGGGGCUCCCAUCUGCGCUUCGAGUUCCGCCACUGCUCCACCAAGGACAAGGGGGAGAAGAAGCUGUUUGGAUUUUCCUUCACUCCGCUCAUGAGGGAGGACGGGACCACCCUGUCAGAUGAGACCCACGAGCUGUAUGUCUACAAGUGUGAUGAAAAUACCACCUUCAGUAACCACGCUCUGUACCUGGGCCUCCCCUGCUGCAAGGAUGACUUCAAUGGCUGCCCCAACAUUCCCUCCAGCCUCAUUUUCCAGCGCAGCACCAAGGAGACACUCUGGAUUUCCACGCAGCUUUCGUCCACCAAACUCACACAGAAUGUGGACCUGCUUGCCUUGCUAAAGUGGAAAGCUCACCCUGACCGGGUGAUGGACAUCUUGGGCCGACUCCGCCAUGUCAGUGGAGAAGAAAUCGUCAAGUUUCUUCAAGACAUCCUAGACACCCUGUUUUCCAUUUUGGAUGACAACACUGACAAAUAUGGCCCAUUGGUUUUCCAGUCACUGGUGUUCAUCAUUAAUUUGCUCCGAGACAGCAAGUACUAUCACUUUCGGCCUGUCAUGGACACCUACAUUCAGAAGCAUUUUGCUGGGGCCCUGGCAUAUAAGGAGCUGAUCCGUUGUCUGAAGUGGUAUAUGGACCGCUCAGCCGAGGUCGUCCGCCAAGACCACAUCCAGGAGGCCAUGAGGGCUCUGGAAUACCUGUUCAAGUUCAUUGUCCAGUCCCGCAUCUUGUACUCCCGGGCCACCUGCGGUAUGGAGGAGGACCAGUUCCGCACCAGCAUCCAGGAGCUCUUCCAGUCCAUCCGCUUCGUGCUGAGCCUGGACAGCCGCAGCUCGGAAACGCUAAUCUUCACCCAGGCUCCUCAGCCUCCUGCUGGACAAGCCAGUGGUGCGGUCAGCUGUACGCAGCCUUGGAGCUCCAAUGCUCCUCGGCCUUCUCCGCUCUCAGCGGCGCUGUUGAACUCCUUUCCGGCCAUCUUUGACGAGCUGCUGCAGAUGUUCACCGUGCAAGAAGUGGCGGAAUUCGUCCGGGGCACCCUGGGCAGCAUGCCGAGCACAGUGCACAUCGGCCAGUCCAUGGACGUGGUCAAGCUGCAGUCCAUCGCCCGCACUGUGGACAGCAGGCUCUUCUCCUUCCCAGAAUCACGCAGGAUCCUGCUCCCCGUGGUCCUGCACCACAUCCACCUGCACCUGCGGCAGCAGAAGGAGCUGCUCAUUUGCUCCGGAAUCCUUAGCAGCAUCUUCUCCAUCAUCAAGGCCAGCUCUCUGGAGACGUCAGUGCAGGAGGAGGUGGAGAUGAUGGUGGAGAGCCUCCUAGACGUCCUUCUCCAGACACUGCUUGCCAUCAUGAGCAAGUCUCAGUCCCAGGAGGCGGUAAGAGGCCAGCGCUGCCCGCAGUGCACGGCUGAGAUCACUGGAGAGUAUGUGUCUUGCCUCCUGUCUCUGCUGCGUCAGAUGUCGGACAUCCAUUUCCAGCAUCUGCUGGACAACUUCCAGAGCAAGGAGGAACUCAAGGAGUUCCUGCUGAAGAUCUUCUGCGUGUUUCGCAAUCUGAUGAAGCUGAGCAUUUUCCCCAGGGACUGGAACGUGAUGAGGCUCCUUACCAGCAAUAUCAUCGUGACGACGGCCCAGUAUCUGUCCCCGGCUUUGCACAAAAACUUCACCGAGGCAGACUUUGACUUCAAGGUGUGGAACUCCUAUUUCAGCCUGGCAAUUCUCUUCAUUAACCAGCCCAGCUUGCAGCUGGAGAACCUCACACCUGCCAAAAGGAAGAAAGUUCUGGACAAAUACGGCGACAUGAGGGUGAUGAUGGCGUAUGAGCUCUUCAGCAUGUGGCAGAACCUCGGAGAGAACAAGAUCCACUUCAUCCCUGGUAUGAUAGGACCAUUCCUGGGUGUCACUCUGGUGCCACAGGUGGAGGUGCGCAACAUCAUGAUCCCCAUCUUCCAUGAUAUGAUGGACUGGGAGCAGCGCAAGAAUGGCAAUUUCAAGCAGGUGGAAGCAGAGCUCAUCGACAAGCUGGACAGCCUGGUGUCUGAGGGGAAAGGGGAUGAGAACUACCGUGAGCUCUUCAGUCUGCUAACCCAACUCUUUGGGCCUUAUCCCAGUCUCCUUGAGAAGAUCGAGCAGGAGACCUGGCGAGAGACGGGCAUCUCCUUCGUCACCUCUGUCACUCGUCUCAUGGAACGUCUGCUCGACUACAGGGACUGCAUGAAAGGGGAUGAGACAGAAAAUAAGAAGAUUGGCUGCACUGUGAACCUGCUGAACUUCUACAAGUCAGAGAUUAAUAAAGAGGAGAUGUACAUUCGCUACAUCCACAAGCUGUGCGACAUGCACCUGCAGGCAGAGAACUACACAGAGGCUGCGUUCACACUGCUGCUGUACUGGGAGCUGCUGCACUGGGAGGAGCGGCCGCUUAGGGAGUUCCUGCACUACCCGGCCCAGAGCGAGUGGCAUCGCAAGGAGGGUCUGUGUCGCAAGGUCAUCCACUACUUCAACAAGGGCAAGUGUUGGGAGUAUGGGAUUCCCCUGUGUCGGGAAUUAGCAUUCCAAUAUGAAGCCCUGUAUGAUUAUCAAAGCCUCAGCUGGAUACGGAAAAUGGAAGCAGCUUAUUACGACAACAUCAUGGAGCAGCAGAGACUUGAACCAGAGUUCUUCAGAGUGGGGUUUUAUGGAAGAAAAUUCCCUUUCUUCCUCAGGAACAAGGAGUUUGUUUGCCGGGGGCAUGAUUAUGAGAGGCUCGAAGCCUUUCAGCAGAGAAUGCUGGGUGAAUUCCCACAAGCCAUCGCCAUGCAACAUCCCAAUCAGCCUGAUGAGUCCAUUUUGCAAAGUGAUGCCCAGUACCUUCAGAUCUACGCCGUAACGCCAGUGCCUGAGAGUGCGGAUGUUCUGCAGCUGGACCGUGUGCCGGACCGCAUCAAAAGCUUUUACCGUGUCAACAAUGUGCGCCGCUUCCGCUACGACCGCCCCUUCCAUAAGGUCCCUAAAGACAGAGAGAACGAGUUCAAGAGCUUGUGGAUUGAGAGGACCACACUGAUUCUUACACAUCCUCUGCCUGGUAUCUCCCGCUGGUUUGAGGUGGAGAAGAGAGAGCUGGUGGAAGUGAGCCCACUGGAGAACGCUAUCUCUGUGGUGGAGAAUAAGAACCAAGAGCUACGCACCCUCAUCAGUCAGUAUCAGCACAAGCAGCUGCACGGGAACAUCAACCUGCUCAGCAUGUGUCUCAACGGGGUCAUUGAUGCUGCGGUCAAUGGCGGAAUCGCCAGAUAUCAAGAGGCAUUUUUCGAUAAGGAAUACAUUAGCAGUCACCCAGAGGACACGGAGAAGAUCACCCAGCUGAAAGACCUCAUGCAGGAACAGGUUCACAUCUUGGGAGUGGGUCUGGCUGUCCAUGAAAAAUUGGUGCACCCAGAAAUGCGUCCGCUUCACAAAAAGCUCAUAGAUCAGUUCCAGAUGAUGAGAAGCAGCCUGUGCCAUUGUUUCUACGUGGCCCUGCAGGGGCUCCCUGCCUUCGACAAAAUGGGCUCAGCCUGCUCUGGAAACAGUAACCCCCGGGGCAUCCUGGCCUCCCACAGUCCCAUGAGUCCCGAGAGCAUCAAACUGAUGCACAGGCACAGCCCACUGAACCUGCUGGGCUCUGUCCGCCACUCCACGUCCUCACUAUCCUCUCACACCUCCAGCGAGACGGGCAACCUGGUCAUUCUGACAGACGGCAUGGUGGUGGAGCACCCGGAGGACAUCUACAGGAUGCAGCCCAGCCCUUCCUCCUCCAGCCUGAGUUCCACUCACUCUGCCCCCUCCCAGAUGAUGAACUCCACCCCAUCUAGCACCAGAGGCUCCCCAUCGCUGCCAGACAAAUACAGGCACAACAGGGAGAUGCUGAUGCUGCUGCCGCCACACCGGGAAAGGCCCAGCAGCGCUAUGUAUCCCACCAUGACUGAAAAUGGACAGCCAGCCAACCUCCAGCGCGCACUCUUCCACCAGGUGAUAGGGCCUUGCAAGCCGUGCAGCGAUCCCAAUCUCUCAGUGGCCGAGAAAGUUCUCGCAGCUCCGAGCAGCUGGAGUUUGGACAGCGGAACCAGGGAAGCACUGCCCUUCCUCUCUGCCCAUGUGGGGAGUGUGAUGGUGCCGCCGGUCCCACCCCGCACUCUACCCCCUGGACACUUCUCGAUGCACUUUGAUGCUUUCCACCACCAGAUCAGCGACCUCCCUCCAGCUCUCCCCGCGCGCUCUUUACGGAAGUCUCCUCUCCACCCCAUACCUGCCUCGCCCACCAGCCCACAGUCCGGCCUGGAUGGCAGUAACUCCACACUGUCGGGCAGUGCCAGCAGCGGCGUGUCCUCUUUGAGCGAGAGCAAUUUCGGCCAGUCCUCCGAACCGCCUGCCCGCACCGAUACUCUGGACUCCAUGCCCAGCCAGGCCUGGACUACAGACGAGGAUGUGGAGUCACCGUAUCUGCCCGUCCGCUACAGCGUGUCCGAGCCUGACGUCCUCGACUCCAUCAAGCCUCCGCCAUGCCGCAGUCACUCAGCCCCUGGUGGAGUGGUGCCCUCCCCCCAGGAAGGUCACCUCCACCACCAUGUCCACGCACACUACCACCAUGAUCCACCCCCAGCCCUGCCCCCCAAGCCCUACCUGCGAGAGGGCUGCAUCCCUGAAGAGGACCUCCGGCCUAUACCCCGGCCCAUGCCCAUGCCACGCAAGAUCUCCCAGCCGCUGCUCAGCAACAAGGAGGAGCAGGCCAAGGUGGCCUGGGAGCAUGGCAUCAGUGAGGAGUAGAGGGGCCACAGGGAAGGGGGAAAAGCUUGCAGGCAUAACGGUUCUGGAGACAGGUUAGGGAAAUGGAUAAGCCCAAAGGGAUGUGACAGGAGAGGUGGGUUUACAUCCAGUCCUCCAACAUGUUUUCUGGUAUUUUCAAAGUGCUCAUCACAUUCCAAUCUUUCCGACAUGUAAACACAUCUGAAAAUAUCUUUAUUCAUGCAGACAGUGGGCCAAAAUUGCCAUUGUCACAUUUCUGUCACCUUUUUUACCCUGCCUGUUUGUGUAUGCGAAACAGGAGGAGAUCUUGCGGUGUAGAAAGAGCUCAGCAUCUGGGGUGAGGAUGUACUGUAUUUCAGCAUCGGUCACUGGUUUCCUUUUUGGUCAUCUUGUUAAUAGGUUUGGCGUAACAUGUCUGAGAUAAAUUUCAGCGUUUUGGUGCAGUGUUAUGAGUGGGUUGUUCAGAUGCAGUUGAACACCUAAGCGUUAUGUCCUUUGCUAACACAGAAUCAAGGUGUUUGAAUGUCAUUCUUUUGUGACACCUGGUUCUCUUUCUUUAAUUGCUUGUAUAAGCUUUGAAUAUCAAAGCCAUUGUUAUCUUUACUACACUGAAUGCACUGGCAUCCUACAUCUAUUUUUUAAUUUGAAAUUAAACACAAUAGUGAUGUUAGAAGAAGACCUUAGUCAUAACCUAGCUAUAAUUUACUCAGUUUUGUUAAUAAUUUAAAAAGCCCGUAAGCACUUCCUUCUAUAUCUCCAAACAUGUCUUGUCCAUAUAUACUUUAAAUAUUAAACGAAAAGCAAAAGAAGCGGGUGGCUAUUUUUUCAAAGAUUUCGAAUGCUGCAAAACAAUAAAAGUACACAUGGCUGUCUUUGUGACUUCAUCCAAAACUUUGUGGGUUUCAGUUACAUUUAAGUUGUAGUGUUUAAGUUGCAUUUGAAUUAUUUUUUUCUUGUAACAACAACACACAAGUACUAAAACAACUGCAGGUUGGUGAAUU